CGCGUCGCGAAUUCGCGCAAAUUGGCGCAUUAUAAUUUUAUUGCAACUAUCUUCGAUUGAAUUAAUAGGGCUACAUUUGAUAAUUUUGCUUUCUUCGAACACUUAAGAGCGGAACGUAAGGCGCGAAAAUGUUCCGCAGUUUCAUGAAUUUAACAAACAAAUAUAAAAUCUUACGAGGCAUGAUAUCAUAUGGGACCCUGUGGCCGUGCGGCAGCCUCAUCGAGCAGACGCUGAUCGAGAAACGGACAUUCCGCACCUACGACUGGAUGAAGUGUCUGAGAUUCAGUUUGUUUGGCUUCUUCUUUAUGGGACCGACCAUAUAUGUUUGGAUAAGACUGGCCACCGUCAUGUGGCCCCGCACAGAUAUUAAGUCAUCUCUCUGCAAGGCGAUCACCGAGCAGACGGCCUACGAUCCCAUGGCCAUUAGCUCCUUUCUCUUCACCAUGACUCUGAUGGAGGGCAACACAUACGAGCAGGCCAAGCAGGAGGUUAGCGAUAAGUUCCUGGAUGCCUACAAGGUCGGCAUUAUUUAUUGGCCCUGCGUGCAAACAGUUAACUUUGCCUUUGUUCCGGCCAGAAAUCAGGUAGUUUUCACCUCCUUUUUCAGCAUGUGCUGGACCACGUUCCUGGCCUAUGUGAAAUUCCUGCAGCUGCAUCCUCCUGUCGAUGUUGACCAUCAUGCCGUGGACAUACACUUUUUGGAGAUGUGAAGAGAUUGAAGCACAUUUAAAAUAAACCUAAAUAAAUAUUAACUUUAAUUCUAA
Molecule: messenger RNA, 764 nt
Organism: Drosophila arizonae
Lineage: Eukaryota; Metazoa; Arthropoda; Insecta; Diptera; Drosophilidae
Gene: plh
Product: pasang lhamu
Cellular component (GO): membrane; mitochondrion; cytoplasm
Source: RefSeq, a predicted model, not a curated record